AUGUUUUCCUACUCCCGCAUGAUCACCUCCGUCUCGGUCGCGCUUGCGCUGACCUCCGUCAUGGCCGUGCCCGUCGACAGGCGCGCGGACUUCACCCUCCAGAACGGCAAGGACGCCAUCGCCCUCAAAACGAGCGGCUCCGCCGCCGGUGGGGCCAAGGUCCCCAGCCCGGCCUUCGUCGUCUACACGGACCGGUUCAUCGACGCGAACAUCCUCCCGCCCGCGACGUCCGUCGCGGGCUUCAACGUGAUCAACCUGUCCUUCCUCACCCUCAAGGGCGCGUUCGACCAGGCGCUCGCGUUCGCGAACCUGCCCGCGGACCAGAAGGCGUCGAAGAAGAAGGAGUACGCGGACGCGGGGAUCAGCAUCAUGGUCGCCGCGUUCGGGGAGACGGACAAGCCGACGACGUCGGGCGCGGACCCGGUCGGGACCGCGAACACGAUGGCGCAGUUCGUGCUCGACCAGGGCCUCGACGGCAUCGACGUCGACUACGAGGACCUCGACGCGGUCAACAAGGGCGACGGCGCGGCGGAGGCGUGGGUCACGACGUUCACCAAGACGCUCCGCGAGAAGCUGCCCGUCGGGCAGUUCAUCCUCAGCCACGCGCCGCUCGCGCCGUGGAUGGCGCCCAACGCGCAGUUCGGCGCCGGCGCGUACGUGACGGUCAACAAGAACGUCGGCGACCUGAUCGACUUCUACAACAUCCAGUUCUACAACCAGGGCCUGUACACCGACUGCGACGGGCUGAUCAACACCGCGGGCGCGCCGUUCACCGGCUCCGCGCUGCUCCAGAUCCCCGCGAACGGCUUCGACAUCAACAAGCUCGUGAUCGGCAAGCCCGGCGGCGCGUCGGACGCGACGAACGGGUUCAUCGACCCCGCCACGCUCGGCACGUGCGUCGCGCAGGCCAAGGCCGCGGGCUGGAACGCGGGCGUGAUGGCCUUCCAGUUCCCGAACGCGGACGCGGCGUGGAUCAAGGCCGCGAAGGGCACCGCGUUCGCCUGA
Molecule: messenger RNA, 1005 nt
Organism: Epithele typhae
Lineage: Eukaryota; Fungi; Basidiomycota; Agaricomycetes; Polyporales; Epitheliaceae
Product: chitinase
Exons: 4
Coding region: 1-1005 (334 amino acids)
Biological process (GO): carbohydrate metabolic process
Molecular function (GO): hydrolase activity, hydrolyzing O-glycosyl compounds
Source: RefSeq, a predicted model, not a curated record